GGUAGUGAAUCGAACCCCUUUUUAUUUACAACUUGAUCUACCAAGACCCAGCUUCGGAUCAAUUCUCUUCACCUCUGCCCUACCCUUGAGCUCUGCAAACAACAAUGGCUUCCUUCCUCAAAAGUAAUACCUUUUCUACCCUUCGUGCUCAUCAUCUUCAGGGUUUACCAUCGCAACCUAGACGUCAGCUUCAUGUAGAACCUGGGGCUCGAGAGAAAGCUCUUUUGGCUAAGGAUCCAGCACUAGAGCGGUUCAAAUCAUAUAGGAAAGGUGCCGCAAGCAUCAGAAGAAUCGGAGAUUACCUUACUAUAGCCGUUGUAGCUGGAUGUUGUUAUGAGAUCUAUGUGAGGGCUGUGACACGAGAAGAAGCUCGUAAAGCUCUGAAAUCAGAGUAGCAGCAUCAGAAAAUGGUGGAUGAUGAUGGUGAUUAUAAUUCUGUUUAUGCAAUAAUUUAUCAGUAGACAGUGUUUUGUUUUCUUUUUCAAGGAAAAUAAACUCCCUUUUAUGGCACCAAAAUGAGUGGUUUCAGAUGGAUGAAUACUGAAAGAUUGUGCUUGUUGUUUUCCUUAUUUAAAUAAUGCCGAGUUUCAAAAUGUGGGUG
This is a messenger RNA of Helianthus annuus (common sunflower), 601 nucleotides long. Its product is annotated as succinate dehydrogenase subunit 7A, mitochondrial. The transcript is spliced from 4 exons. Bases 105 to 395 code for a protein of 96 amino acids. The record is from RefSeq and is a predicted model, not a curated record. NCBI's taxonomy places the organism in Eukaryota, Viridiplantae, Streptophyta, Magnoliopsida, Asterales, Asteraceae.